Molecule: messenger RNA, 315 nt
Organism: Colletotrichum graminicola M1.001
Lineage: Eukaryota; Fungi; Ascomycota; Sordariomycetes; Glomerellales; Glomerellaceae
Product: acyl CoA binding protein
Exons: 3
Coding region: 1-315 (104 amino acids)
Biological process (GO): fatty acid metabolic process
Molecular function (GO): long-chain fatty acyl-CoA binding
Source: RefSeq, a predicted model, not a curated record
AUGUCUGCCCCCCAGAGCGAAGCUUUCAAGCAGGCUGUCAUCGACAGCAAGAAGCUUACCGCCAAGCCCAGCAACGACGAGCUCCUUGAGCUCUACGGCCUCUAUAAGGUCGGCACCGGCGAGGACAUCUCCACUGCCGCCAAGCCUGGCAUGUUUGACCUCAAGGGCAAGGCAAAGCAGAGCGCGUGGCAGAAGGUUGUCGACGAAGGCACUACCCCUGAGCAGGCCCAGGAGAAGUACGUCACUCUCGUCAACAGCCUCAAGGAGAAGUACGGCUACGACGCCAACAAAGAGCCCGAGGCUGUUGGCGCCUAA